ACAUGAAUGCAAAUAUAAAAUGAGCUGUACCUUAAAAAAAUAGAAUUUUUGAGAACUGGUGGUAGAUUUCUGACCUUUUAUAUGUCAAUCUCUAAUAUUUUUUAAUGAAUUGUUGGUAUUUACUCGAUAACCUAACUUAACCGUCGACCUGAAACCCAGCAAUACCUGAUCUCCAUUCGUCUCACGUCAGGUUUCUCAUAUGUUAAAUAAAAACACAGCCGAUUGUUUAGUCCACCACCAAGAAUCCCCACAAUUGUUACCCAAUUUCCCUUACUCUACUCAUCAUUAUCUUCCCUAUCGAUUGAUUAAUCAAUCAAAAAUGACUAUCAUCGUCAUAAAAUCAUGAUGCAGCAGAUCCAAUCGACAAGCGAAAACAUGGAGUGAACGUAAACACAUUUAGGUGAAAAUUCUUGAGAAGAGAAAUGAAAGAUUCGUGUGCGUAAUCGGUGAAAGGCGACGAUUUUUUUCAGCCGGUCAUCAUGUUUUACAUCUCUUACUAGUGUUUUAGACGUGUGGAAGACGUUGAACUAGUGAGGCAUUUCCAUUGUCACUGAAUUCCCUCAGUUUUUCAUGAUCGCGAUAUUUUUUUCCUCAGCGAUUCAUUGAUUUCUUGGAGUUCGACGACUUUAUGUUGUUUGUUUAUUGUUCUUCUUAAUUUUCGUUGCAUUUAUGAGGGGCUAUAAAAGAGGAGAAUGUUCUCCACAGUGUAUGACUUUUUGAAGAAUUUUGAGGAGAUUAUUGUUGACCACAUUGACGUGGAUUUUACAUUAUGGCUCUCAUGGCUUCUCAUGCCAUUGCUAGUCACGUUUCUAUUACCUGUUGUUAUUCUCUUACUUCUGUACAUGACUGCAUUAAUAUUCUACAUUUACAAAUUACACAGAAAACGAUUGAGAGAGGCUUACGGAAAGGACUGGAAAUCUGCAGCGAGAAGUGUCGUUGCUGCAAUUUGGGAUGUCCAUGGAUAUAUUUAUUAUGGAUAUGAAGUUGUUGGAAUCGAAAACAUUCCAAUGGAUUCCCCAGUAUUAUUUAUCUAUUACCACGGUGCUGUACCCAUCGAUCUCUACUACUUCAUAGCAAAAAUUGUUUUACUCAAUUCAAAAGUCAUUCACUCGGUGGUGGAUAAUUUUUUAUUCAAAGUACCUGGAUUUGCUAUCAUCUGUCACGUUAUGAAGUUGAUACCAGGUACGAUUCAGACUUGUUCGGCUAUUCUGAAGGAGGGGAAUAUGCUCGCAAUAUCUCCAGGUGGUGUUUACGAGGCACAAUUUGGUGAUUCUUAUUAUCAAUUAUUGUGGAAGAACCGAAUGGGAUUCGCUAAAGUCGCCCUCGACGCUAAAGUGUGUAUCGUACCAAUGUUCACCAAAAACCUAAGAGAAGCGUUCAGAACGAUGAGUUGGGGCAGAAGAAUGUGGCUGAGGAUCUACGCAGCCACGAGAUUUCCAUUUGCACCACUGUACGGUGGUUUUCCAGUAAAACUAAAGACAUACGUUGGCAAACCAAUUCCUUACGACAGUAGUCUGACACCAGAAGAAUUGAAAAACAAAGUAGCCAAGGCCCUCGAGGAUCUAAUCAAAGAGCACCAGAAGGUGCCUGGAAGCAUAAUGAGGGCUUUGAUUGAGAGGAUCUACGACCCCUCGAGCUCUAAAGAUCAUCACUCGUAGUCUUAAUUUAUAAACAAUUGCGGCGAAGUCGUAAAAAGAGGUACGUUGACAGUUCUUCGAUCAGUUUUUCGGAAAUAUCUUCAAAACUAGGGGAGAUAAUGAAAUUUUUCGCUAAACUUCUUCUGCAAAGGUAAUUCGAAGCGAUAAAUCAAGUUAUUACUGAAAUUUCGCUAUCUUCCUUAGUUUCGGAAAUAUUUAAAAAAACACCAUCCAAGAAAUGAGUCAAUUUAUUCUGUUUUACUACUCCGUUAAUGAAAUUAGUGAAGAGAUUUUUUGUUGGUCGGCUUAUCAAUCUUCAAAAGUAAAUCAUAAUUCUCCCGAUCCAUUGAAAGACCAACUUGCCCUCUAAUAUAAGAUGAUUUAGAGAUUUUAGGUGAUUUUUAAGAAGGCACACUUUAUAAUUUUUCGUUCAAUUCUGUUGAUGAAUUCCUCGCCUUCCUCAUCGAAUCUCAGAGACUUAAUUUAUAUUUAAAAAGUUAUUAUACAGUAUGAAUGGAAUGGAUUAGUCCCAUUUUGGAUAUCUAGCUUGUUAAUUGGGUGAUUAAUUGGCGAGGGAAUAAGUGGAGAAUACUUUCAGUAAGGAAGAGGUAAAGAGCACGUUAACUGAUUCUUCAGUGCAGUUUCCAGGAAAUAUUACUGAAUCUGAGACAGAGAGCAUAAUUUUCCGCAGGAUCUAUUCUGCAGAGUGGAAUAAGAGCUAUAAACAAGAUUCAUAUAGAAUUUUCCAUAUUUCUCUUAGAUUCAGAGAUACUCUUCGAAACUUACAAAUGAUUCAACUAAACUCAGUCCUUAGAGUCUUCCUACUUUUUUUUUUAAAUGUCAAUUUCCAUUCAAUAUUUGGAAGAAUUCUCAAAAAAACUUUCCUCUCGAUAUCCUCCAAUUCCUCUCAAUUCCUCUCCUGAAUAAGGAGUUGAUUUCCAUCUUGGAAUCGUCCAAAUAUGAUUUUUAAAAAAGAUCUAGUAAAUCGGAAUCUUGUGAUUCAUGAAUUACAUUCCCCAGUCGUUUAAUAAUGAAUUAUACAACUAAAAAUUCAUUCGACUUAAAGAGAACUUAGUGAUUAAAUCAUGAAUAAGUUACGACCCUGCACAAAUGUCCGAAAAACCAAUUUUGCUUGACGCAAUAAGUAUUUCCAUAAUCGUGUUAUAUUUUUGGCUACCUGCGGCAAUCUUACGAGAAUUAAUUAUCCUUUCGUGUUUACGUAUUUUAGGAUAGUACUACUUUAGAUUCUGGAUGAAAAACAAAUUUAUUUAUUGAUUUUAUACUUCGGUGGAUAUGUUGACUCUUUAUGUUUUCUAAUUGAGAAUAAAUCAGUCUCAUUAAAA
Messenger RNA from Fopius arisanus, 2980 nucleotides. RefSeq names its product transmembrane protein 68. Gene Ontology annotation, molecular function: acyltransferase activity. The coding region runs from base 693 to 1658 and encodes 321 amino acids. The record is from RefSeq and is a predicted model, not a curated record. The transcript is spliced from 5 exons. Lineage: Eukaryota; Metazoa; Arthropoda; Insecta; Hymenoptera; Braconidae.